CUUUUGAAGUCAAAGCGGCCACCAACAAUCUCUACUUGAUCACCAUUACCUGUAUCGCUAGCGCAUUCGAUACUGCUCAUUUAAAUAGACAGCAAGAAAUGCAAAAGUCCUUCCGAGCCGCACUCAGACGGGCACAGGCAAUCCAAAACCAAAGCAACAAAAUCAUGGCGCACCGCGGCGCACCCCGCGUCCCCAACACCAGCCAAGUCGUCCCCGGCGCGGCCGUCAACAUCGUUCUCAAGGAGGACCAGCCGACGGGCCGCACCGUCUCGGGCGCCGUGCGCGACGUCCUGACCAGGGCCAACCACCCGCGCGGCAUCAAGGUGCGCCUGUCGGACGGGCGGGUCGGGCGGGUGCAGAGCCUGGCGUCCGCAUCAGCCGUCGCGUCCUCGUCCGCGGCAGACAUGGCCGUCGCGACAGAGGGCCCGCCCCGGCACCGCGGCAUGGCGAGGGACCUGCGGCUGGACGAGCAAGAGUACGGCGCGCCGCCGCCGGAGAGGGGCCUGGAUGCGUUUGUCAUCAAGCCGGCCAAGGUGCGGGGAGGCAAGAAGAAGGGCAAGGGCGGCGGUGGUGCCAAGGAUGGGGAGGACGAGGCGGCGCGGUCGUCGACGUGUCCGGUCUGUGGGGAGUUUGAGGGCGACGAGGCUGCUGUUGCGCAUCAUGUUGCGACGCAUUUUGACUAGGGGUUUGUGGUGCUGGGGUCUGUCAGUCAUGGAGGGGUUGCUGUGAGCGCGGGUAGCAUCCAUGCUUGUGGUGCAAAAAGAGCGUGGAACCAUUUUGAACUGGAUAAUAAGCGCCACUGAUUUGUUUAUUGGGGCCAGAAUGAUGAAAACUGCCCGAUAGAUCACGCACUUGUGCAUCGAAUACAGUACAAAUGACACAACAAGAGACUGCCACCCAAAAUCCGCAACUCGUACACAUGGAAAAGCACGCUGCAUCAUUUACAAAAAUCACAGUCAAGCCAAGGCUUCAACCCAGACCAACAAUCAUACCAUCCUUCAAAGCCUUGAUAACCUGCCUGGGGAGGGGAUCCUUCUGCCCAUCGGCGCUCUUCUUGCGGUCGGCCGGCUUCCACGACGUGAUGUCCAACGAGUCGCCGCCGAUGAUGCCCUGCUGCUUCGAGGCCUUGGCCCAGGCGCCCUUGUACUGGUCCUCGUACUCCUCGAGCCUCUGCUCGAAGCCCCAGUACUGUUUCGCCGCCGGCGCGGGGAGCAUGUCCGGGCUCGCGCCGGCCGUCUCCUCGGCGGCCUUGGUGCGGUACGGCUCGGGCAUCUGCAGCGUGAUGUUGUGCCGCUGCGCGUAGGAGACGAUGUAGCCUUCGAUCCGGUACGCGUCGAACGACUCGGGCUUGCUGUUGCGCGCCGGCUUCUCCAUCAUGUGGACGUUGCGCAGCUGCUGCGCCGAGAUGAUGAAGCAGGCCAUGACCUGGCCCAGGUCCUUGACUUCGGUCGUGGACGGGUCCAGCUGCCCGGCGCCUUCGAGGGUGGCGAGCAUGUCGAGGAACAGGCUCCAGAUGAGGAGGAACAGGUCAUCUAUACCAUCGCCGUCUUCGAUCCUGGAGAGUGGGUUGUCAGCGGGUUUGGGUUCAGUCUGCCUGGUAUUGGACUGGUUUAUCACGUGAGAAUGAGAAACGAGGAAGAAAAAAAAAACAUGUCUUACAUAAACAUGGGGCUCUUGUAGGCCUGCAUAGCCAACCUGCCCAUGACGGUGCAAAUGAGCCACUGCUCGCGCCAGUUCUCCCGGAGCCUGCCGACCUGGUAGUCCAGGAUCAGGUUCUGAAAGACCUGCACCCAGCCGUAGCCGUGGUGGUCGUUGGAGGUGUACAUGCCCACGACGUCGGGGUCGCGGACGUCGAGGUGCAUCCACGUCGAGUUGAACUUGUGCACGGCCGCCCGCAUGAUGGCCCAGGGGUGCUCCGGGUGCUCGGCCGCGGCCUUGCCGCAGAUGCCAUCCUCGCCGUGGCUGCACGCGACGUUGUCGUGCGGGGGCAGGGCCUGCAGCACGCCGUCGCUGGCGGCCGCCGGCGCCGCGUCCUGGGUCUCUUGGUUGCCGCCCUCUUCAUCGUCGUCUUCGAGGGAUUCAAAGGGCGACUGGCACUGGCAGACGUACUCAAACGGCUUUUUGCUGUCCGCCAGGCUGUCCUGUAUUCCUUUUUCGAGGUUCUUGGAGCACGACACCUCCGACCAGCGGUCCAGCAGCUGGUCGAUGGCGCGCUUGCUUGCGGCGCUGAGCUGGGGUGUGGCGGUGGCGUCCUGGGGUGCAGACGAGGCUUCGUUUGAAGCAGCGCCCGAGGACGAUGCACGAGCGCGCUUCGGGCUCGACGUUGACCCGGUGGACUUGCGUUUCGGUGGCAUUGUGGCUUUUUUGGGAAAUGAGCGCAGACUUGGAUAAGCAAUUGACUGUAAUUGGGUGUUGGGGUGCUACAGAAACGGUGUUUUAUUUUUGUAUUUUACCAGAGGAAAGAAGAAAAAAGGCUAGUCUCAGAAUUCUCUAGCACUUACAACGAUCCAGAGGAUGCGCGGGUUUGCAUCUCAA
Messenger RNA from Pyricularia oryzae 70-15, 2535 nucleotides. RefSeq lists its product as uncharacterized. Bases 99 to 683 code for a protein of 194 amino acids. The transcript has 2 exons. NCBI's taxonomy places the organism in Eukaryota, Fungi, Ascomycota, Sordariomycetes, Magnaporthales, Pyriculariaceae. The record is from RefSeq and is a predicted model, not a curated record.